This is a messenger RNA of Penicillium malachiteum, 489 nucleotides long. RefSeq lists its product as uncharacterized. The record is from RefSeq and is a predicted model, not a curated record. NCBI's taxonomy places the organism in Eukaryota, Fungi, Ascomycota, Eurotiomycetes, Eurotiales, Aspergillaceae. The transcript has a single exon. Bases 1 to 489 code for a protein of 162 amino acids.
AUGUCCCACUUUUACCCCACAGCCGAGUAUGCCGAAGAGCAACCUUUGGCGCGAACCAUUCUCGCCACCCAUGUCGCCAGCCGCGGCUUCCAGCUAGGCACUGCACUUGGCUUGAUAAGCGGUACGAUCGAGUCUGUAUUCAGACGUCGGGCCAUUACCAUACCUCUUCUCCUACGAUCGGCCGGUGCUGGAAGCAUCAUCGGCGCUGGAAUAGCAACAGUCGGAAUGAUCGGCAGGAUGUGGGGCCGAGAGGGGAUUGAAUGGGCAGAUCGCAGUUGGCGUCUACGAUAUAAUACUGGGCAGUUGGCAAUUGAUAAUUGGAGUGAGCCGGGAGCGGUCAUGGGGGCUCUUGCUGUUGCUUUACGGAGGCCAUCGGCAGCCACGUUAGGGGGCUGGCGCGGAGUCGUUGGCGGGGCUGGCAUCGGAUCGUUGGUCGGAUUGAUUGGCUGUAUCUCUUUCACCGAAGCAUUCCAGCAUAAAAGUAAGUAG